GUUCGGUUCGUUCUCACGGUGAAAAGCGGUGUGGAAGGUCCUGUUCGGAGGACAACCUCAAUACGCCACUCACACACGCACAUGUGGGCCAGCUCACACGGACACGGGUGCGGUAGUCGAAAGUAAAAGUUGUCCAUGGUGCAAUAACGAUAAAAAGUUGUGAAUAAUUACAUGGAAAGCUCAAGUCGCAAAACUUUUUAAAAAACAUCAAUUCAUUCUAAAUCCUUUAAAUCAACGAAAAUCCACCACAACACAAAGCGAAAGGACGGACAGCCAGGAAAGGCAACAGAAUCCCGGCAUCCUGCAAUCCUGAACGAACGGCAAUCGGCUAAUGAAGAUGAAGUGAAAUUGUGUUCGAGCCGAAAUUAAAUAGAAUAUAAAUCGCUGGAAAAAUGGCGGCGAUUUGUCAGCCUCUGUCGAGCAGAACAAAUGCAAAGUAGUUGUGCGACCAACAGAAGGAUAAACUAUAGAAGGCCAAAAUAUCCCAGCGGGAAAUUCGCAAGUGGAUUUCCCUUUUUGGCUUGUUGUUGCGGCAAUUUCACGCAUCGCAGCGGAAUGAUGAUGACGGCAGGCGCUAAUCAGGCCGCCCCCAGCCACGCCCCCCAGUUAUUCCGCAAACACAUUUUCAAAUAGGUUUCCGAGGAAAAAGGAGAAAACGCGAAAAAGGGAAAACCGAAGAGCAGCGCAGGGGGCGGGCAUCAGGCUCGCAAGUGAAAUAUUAUGGCAACUUUUCAAAUGGAAAUGCGCCAGCAGCAGCAGCAACGAACGAAUUUAAAGCAACGAGCGGCGUCGGCAACAUCCAAAGGCCGGCGACAACGACAACCUCUACAGCUGAAUCUGAAUCUGGAGCUGGAGCUGGAGCCCUCUGACCCACCGCAAUUCAGCACGGAUUGCAUAAGACUGCGGCCGGGAAGUGGCCCAUCCACCGCCGACAGGGCCAACAGCAAUCCACUCACCUGCAACACCACCGGCAGCAGCAACAUCGCUCGACACAGCAGCAACAUCAGUCGCCAAAGGACGCUGAUAAUGCUCAGCAUGCUCGUCGUUGUCAUCGCUCUGAUAUCCGGCAAUGGAGUUUACGCCGCCCAGCGUGACUCGUACAAAUCGAAGGAUAUGAGCAGCAGUAAUAAUGCCCUGCCCAACGAAGGAGUGGGAGGAUCGGCCGCUGGAACGGGCGAGGCAGCUGGUCCCACUGGUGUCGCCGGAAGCGGAAGCGGCAACAAUAGCAGCGGAAAUGGCAAAAAUGGCCAGGCAGCUGGCGGAUCAGGCUCAAACUCGGCGCCAGCCUCCGAAUCGGGAGCGAUGACAACCGAUGCCAGUCGCAGCUCCGUGGGCAGCUCGACCACCGUCACGGGAAUUCCCAGCAGCAGCCUGCACAAGGCCAGCAGCUCCGGCUCCAGCAGCAACACGUUCUCGGCCCAGCUGGCAUCCGGCUUCCAUCGCAACAGCAUCGAUCUGGAGGAGGCCCGCAAUGCGGGUCCCUACUUCGACAAGGCCUUCAGCAAGAAUGUCACCGCCCUGCUGGGCAAGACGGCCUAUUUGAACUGCCGGGUCAAGAAUCUUGGCAACAAGACGAUGCUGCUUCAGGUGUCGUGGGUGCGACAUCGGGACAUACAUUUGCUGACAGUUGGCCGGUACACAUACACAUCGGAUCAGCGCUUUCGGGCCAUCCACCAGCCGCAAACCGAAGACUGGAUGCUGCAAAUCAAGUACCCGCAACACCGCGAUUCCGGCAUCUACGAGUGCCAGGUAUCGACCACGCCCCAUAUGAGUCACUACAUUCACCUUAAUGUCGUUGAACCUUCGACGGAAAUCAUCGGGGCACCCGAUUUGUAUAUAGAAAGUGGCUCCACUAUAAAUCUUACCUGUAUCAUACAAAACUCACCGGAGCCGCCAGCUUAUAUCUUCUGGAAUCAUAAUAACGCUUUUCCCUCUCACCCGCAGAUUAUCAACUAUGAUUCGCCGCGAGGAGGCGUUUCGGUGGUCACCAACAAGGGCGAUACGACCACGUCGUUCCUCCUAAUUAAAUCGGCGCGUCCGUCGGACUCCGGGCAUUAUCAGUGUAAUCCAUCAAAUGCGAAGCCCAAGAGCGUCACGGUACAUGUGCUCAAUGGUGUUUCCCAUUCCGUUUCCAGGGGAGUUCCCAGCAGCAAUGCAGCACGCGGCACCAGUGCAUCCUCGCCCCUCGCCCACUCGCUGUCUGUUUGUGUACCUGUUUGUGUGCUUCUGCAGCUGGGCGCUUGCCGGUGGAUCGCUGCGCUGCUGGGCGCCGCUCUGGCCACGCCCCCGCCCGUCCGCUCCGCCCAGCGGAAUGGAAAGCGUCCUGGAUCUUCGGGAUCGACGUCGCCCCUCGUCGGCGACAUGCGGCACUUCCUUGCGAGGAUUCUAAGGUGGCGAUGGCGAUGGUGUUGCCGCUGGCAUUGGAAAAGUACGCAACAGCAACAUCGCCGGCAGCAACUGAAACUACAAUCACCAACGGAGGCGGCAACGUGUAGGCAACUUUUCGAGGCGGACAUAAGGUGAGCUCACCGCCCAUCAACCUCCUCAAGGCCACUCUAAACUCAACCGUAAGCUGUAACUAUAAUAACUAUAACGUAUACAUACAACAUAACUCUAUUGGCUAUUGCGUUUUUCUAUGAAUCAGCGACGUAUACGUAAUAUUUAGCACAAAACAGAAAAAAGAAAAGAAAACGUAAUGAUAUUAUAUACCUAACUAUAGUUAAAACCGAAAUCAAGCCAAGUUGUCGCCUUUUUUAUGUACGACUUUGUAUCAUACAAUGAAGCUAUCUAAGUCCUUGGUUCCCUUAGAAAUUGGAAAUUGUGUAAAUAGGCUGCAUAGCACACCUAGAGGCGCUUUUUUCGAUCGACUCUUUCCGACCUUUGUAACUUUUAUAGCCGAAAAAUUAGCAGAAGUAUCCCUUUACAAAGCUGCCCAACACUGCAUUAAACCGAAGAAUAAAAAGCAAGAGGAAAAUAUUUUCUAGCAAAUACCAGAACAGGAAGCGCUUCUCGACUGCCACUUUGCGACUGUUUUGCUCCCUCGAAGGCGGAGAGAAAUUCUCAUUUGCAUUUUGCGAAAUCCUAAUAGACAGAUAAAUGUUCAACCGAAAGGCAAUUAGCAAAACGCAAACUAAAAACAUUCAACUUCAAGUACAGGCUAUAGAGAAAACGAAAAAGAAUCCUAGAAAUUAAAGCGAAAAAAAAAUGUGUAAAAUAUAAAAGAAACUUAAACCCAAAGGGGGAAAUUUAGCUACAAGUUAAAGCAAAACAUAAAAAGCGACGAAAAGCAGAGCUCGUUGAGGGGAGAAUUUUUCUUUUGGCUGCAUCUGAAUGGUUAGAAAAUAAGUCAUAAAAUAUUUGAAAAGAGAAACCCUCGAAUAAGUUGUUUCGUUUCGUUCUUGUGUAAUGUACAAAUUAAAUAAACGUAAGUAUUACCCAACGUGCAGAGGGAACGGUUUGAAUUUAGGAUACAAUCGGCAUAGACGGAAAAUUGUUGCACAUUUCAUAAAUUUAUUUGUUGUUACUCAAUGCGAACGAAAAUUAGUCAAGUGUUAAGAACGAAAGACAUUAAGAAAUAUUCAAAAGAGCCCUGGGUAAAAGGUAUUUUACGUCUAACUACAAUGUUGAAUUUCUAUGAUUAUUCUGACGCGUCAAAAGUGUAUUUUCCAUCCAUUUCAACGGUUGUUUUCCAUUUCCGAUUCCCACUUUGGUUUGGGCUUUUGUCUGGCUUAUUUCUGUCAUCACACCCAACUUUGCCAUAGAGCACAUAGAGCUAACCGAAUACAUAAAAAGCAAAAUAAAUCCAAACGUUACAGAAAAACAAAAAAAAAAAACUAUUGAUAGAAAUUAAAGUAAAGGAAAAAGUUUCAUUAAUCAAGCUAAGCAGUAAGCAAAAAUAAAAACUAAACUAAACAAUGAUAACAGACAAAACACUAUUGAAAUACAGCAUGAGUAUUCAGAUGCUAAACCAAACCAAAUCCCGACAGGUUUUUCCUAAGCUUUUUUCAAUUACCAUGUAAAAUAUCAACAAAGCAUACAUAUACACAUUCCAAUUCCAUUCAUAUGAAAUUUCAUGCGAGUAAUUUCUAUUUAAAUUGUGCAGGCUACAGAAACGGAAAAAAGCGAAUUCAAAUUAGACUUCCCAUUGUGUUUGAUGAGGCGUUUUAUGGUUAUUCGAUAUUUAUUGCAGAAAUGUUGUCAACUGUCGUCGAUCAAAUGCACACACAAUAUUGAAUAUUCGUUUGUGUUAUGUGAAGUAUUCAAGGUGUUUCCAAAUCACUUUGCCCAAUAGAAUUCUAUCUAAAUUUCCAAAUUCAUCAGACAUUUCAGAUGGUGACAGAUUCUCUAAGUUUAAGAAAUAAAAACUAAAAGACCGCAUAAAACUGAAGUAAAUAUUGUAUAUGUAAAUGUGUAUUUAUAAAAUUAUGAUAUAAAGAAAAGCUAUAUAUAUAUACAUUAAAGAAACCUAGUUUAUUUAACACUGAAACCGAAAAACUGAAUCAACAAUGUUAUUAAAGCUAAACGAAAACGUAACAUGAAAGUAACCUUCAAUUAAAUAUGAGCCACACAGAAAUACGAUAAACCGAAGGGAGGAACGGGAAACGAAAGUGAAGUAAACAGAAAUCUUUUAAAGUGUAAGAAUUUAAAAUGUGCAAAAAACGAAUGAAUGAAUGAGAAAACUGGAAAUAAAAGGAAAAACUGAAAAAAGUAAACUAAAGAAAACUA
Molecule: messenger RNA, 4725 nt
Organism: Drosophila takahashii
Lineage: Eukaryota; Metazoa; Arthropoda; Insecta; Diptera; Drosophilidae
Gene: dpr9
Product: defective proboscis extension response 9
Biological process (GO): synapse organization
Cellular component (GO): neuron projection membrane
Source: RefSeq, a predicted model, not a curated record